CCUGCGUUGAUCCUCGGGCGAGUGCGUGCGUGCGAAAUAUUGCCACUUGCAGUCGUUCCGCACAGCACCGGAUGCGUGCCUUGGGGCAUACGGCCCUCGAGAUAUAAAUUGCCGCGGGCACCUCGGCAAGGGAGGUCCGUCGCUAACUUCAAGCAAGCAAGUCUCUCAGCUCACUCAGCCCACUCACUCAGCCCACUCACUCAGCUCAGCACUUCCCUCUCAACAUCGCCAUGAGCCUCUUCCUCUUCAACUCGGACCCGUUCUUCCAAGAUCCCUUUGAGUACGAGCGCCGCGUGUUCGGCCGCAUGAACCGUCUGAUGAACCAGCUGAUUGCCGACGACCGCCUCGCUGCAUCUGCACAGGAGGGCGAGAAGCAGCCUGAACAGUCCUCGGACAACCAGUCCGGCAGCCAGUCGGAGGGCCAGUCGGUGUCGCGCCCGGCUCCCAGCGGCUGGGGAUUCUACAAAACCCCGCGCCUGGAUGUCAUCGAGAACGAAACCGAGUUUGUUGUCAAGGCCGACCUCCCCGGACUCAAGAAGGAUGACGUCCAUGUGUCGCUGCUCGACGAUGUGCUCACGAUCGAGGGCGAACGCCGCUCCUCGCACGAGGAAAAGAAGGACACCUACCACAUGGUCGAGUGCUCGUACGGCCAGUUCCAGCGCAAGAUCCGGCUUCCCCCGACUGUGGACGCCCAGAGCAUCCAGGGCAAGAUGACCGACGGUGUCCUCGAGCUCAAGAUUGGCAAGAAGGCACUGCCGCCUCCUCCCGAGGCCAAGAAGAUUGCGAUCAACUAGAGCCCGUGCCAGUGCAAGCCCAGCAAUAGUUGCGCCGUGGUCUCUCUGGAGACCGCCACAAUCAACAUCCAUCGGUUGCUCGACACGAUUCAAAUGUGUGUGCUCACCCUUGUUGUAAUGCCGCUUCGAUAGAAGCCUUUCAGUUUAUUCAUGAUUGUUUGAGUGUUGGCGGGUGCCGUCCACUUCUCGACAUCCACGACUGGUUAUGAGGAUACUGUUGGCAGCAUGUCUUGUGUAUUCGACUGUCGAUUUCUUCUUUUUGGUUCAAUAUAUCCACUUGUCGAGCUGCAGUGCAGACACAG
Molecule: messenger RNA, 1096 nt
Organism: Polychytrium aggregatum
Lineage: Eukaryota; Fungi; Chytridiomycota; Chytridiomycetes; Polychytriales
Product: HSP20-like chaperone
Exons: 2
Coding region: 231-794 (187 amino acids)
Biological process (GO): response to hydrogen peroxide; response to heat; response to salt stress
Source: RefSeq, a predicted model, not a curated record